GACAGUGUGCAUUCUCGACUCGGCUCGCUGAGUCGCCGGUCAGUGGUGUUCGUUUAAUAACGCGAGAUACAGCGUACGGUGAAUGUCGUAGCUUAUUUUUCUUCCACGCCGAGAUCUCACUUCACGGGAGAGCCAGUUUCGUUGUUGCUCAGCUAGGACGAUGUUUUACAUACUGUGGAGGGCACUGAAGCGCGGCGCGCAGACAACUUCCACUGCCAACGAUGCCUCGAAGAAUCAAACUCCACCGACGCUCCUCUCGAGUCUUAGGAGCGUACUCUUCGUUAUCGGGACUGUGGUGAUCGGAUUCGCCGCUUUCUGCAAUUCGUUGACAUGGCAUUUGCAAAGAUUUUGGGGCGCAUCCGGCGAUUUCUGGCAGGCCCAGUGGGACAAGAUCUUGGACAGAUUCGGAGAUGGUUCCGUUACCUUGUGGGUUUAUGGGUCCUGGUUGCUGAUGAUAGUCGUCUACUGGAUGGUCGGUGGGAUUUACACCAUCCUAGACAUCACCAAUCGGCCGGCGGCACUGCGCAGAUACAAAAUACAACCGGGCACGAACGAGCCGGUCGACAAGAGGAAGUUAUGCAAAGUGAUCGGUCAAGUGCUAUUCAAUCAGACUAUUGUCGGGUUUCCCGUUAUCUAUGUGAGUUAUUACAUCAUGGAAUGGCGCGGUUUCCCCCCGGUGCGCGAGCUGCCGACCUUCCACUGGGUGCUCGCCGAGAUCGCGAUUCACAUAUUAUGCGAGGAGAUUGGCUUUUAUUACUCGCACAGAUUUCUCCACAAGGGCACUCUGUACAAGUACAUACAUAAGCAGCAUCAUGAGUGGACCGCACCCGUAGCCGUCACCGCGAUGUAUUGCCAUCCUCUGGAGAACAUAGGCUCGAAUUUACUUCCGCCCUUCCUCGGCGUGUUCCUCAUGGGCUCCCACGUGGCUACCGCCUGGCUCUGGUUCUCGCUCGCGAUUCUUUCGACGUUGAACGCACACUCCGGCUAUCACCUACCGUUCCUCCCGUCGCCGGAGGCACACGAUUUUCAUCAUUUAAAAUUCAACCAAUGCUACGGUGUGCUAGGAGUUCUGGACCGCAUCCACGGCACCGACACGCAAUUCCGCAACUCGCGAAGUUACGUGCGUCACGUGAUGAUGCUCAGCCUCGUGCCGCUGAGGGAGAUCUUCCCGGACGAGGCGAAGUACAAAUCAAAGUAGAACAGUCGCUCGGCGAGCCGCGCGAAAGUCAUCGGGGGAAUCUCCGGAGGGAGAAAUUUUCCGUGAGGUGCAACGUAAUUCUCCGCAUUAGCGACCAAGUUCGAGAACGCGGUGGAGGGAAUCGUGAAUUUAAUCGAUUUUGCUUCCGGUCCGAUGUAUAUAUGAUCGGUGCAAACUUUGAUAAAAUCGGAUAAAUUUCAGCGGACGCACAAUCACGUUUACGUCAUUCUUCUAACCGGUCGUCAGUUCUUCUUCUUUUCGUGCUACUCUGUCGAAUACUUGAUACAUUUAUUUUCUUUUUUUCUUAGGGUUUCUCUCUCGUUUAUCUUCUGUUCGCUAUGGCGUCGAAAUUUAAUACCUCCUAGUUUGUCGUGAAGUUUGUUGUCCAAGAGUAUAUGAGCAACUUAUACCGGUUAGAUGACUGUCGUAAGCAACUCUAUUGUCCGCUCACUGACCUGGUGUGAUAAUGAUUGUAUAUAUAAAUGCUACGCAAGGUUGGACUGAGUAGAGAAAGUAUCGGGAAAGUGCCGGAGGGAAAUUCGUAAAAUUGAUGACAGAGAGUGCCUUAUAUUUUACUUCGGAUAUAGCAGAAUGAGGCUUUCAUUGUCUGCAUAUUGAUCGAUUUUUAACGAGCGCGUCCUCUUUUCUCCAGUCCUUUUAAAAUAGCCCUCGAUUUUCAUUCAUUUUUUUGUCUACAUGCGUUUACUCGUGUGUGUACGUAUUGCUCCAUUAAAGGUAACGAAAUUGCAUUCUUGAAAUUAUACGCAUGUAUAAUUACUUCCAUUAAAUUGUCCUCCGAUAAUUAUUUCUCGGAUUUUUCUUUCAGUUCAAUCUUGAUUCAUAUUUUUUCUAUAAUAUUUUUAGCAUCGAUGUUAAAGGUGAUAUGUGUAUUUAAGCUAUACAUUCAUGCACAAGUUUUUACGUUAAUUUUAGUAGACUGGUAAUAUGUUAUAUAUAUAUGAAUUUGUAAGUAGAUGCACACGAUACAAACACACGCGUGCGCACACAUAUACACUACACACGAUGUACACA
Harpegnathos saltator (Jerdon's jumping ant) is the source of this 2230-nucleotide messenger RNA. RefSeq names its product fatty acid hydroxylase domain-containing protein 2. Lineage: Eukaryota; Metazoa; Arthropoda; Insecta; Hymenoptera; Formicidae. The record is from RefSeq and is a predicted model, not a curated record. Gene Ontology annotation, biological process: lipid biosynthetic process. The transcript is spliced from 6 exons. Bases 161 to 1198 code for a protein of 345 amino acids. Gene Ontology annotation, molecular function: iron ion binding; oxidoreductase activity.